Molecule: messenger RNA, 3470 nt
Organism: Fundulus heteroclitus (mummichog)
Lineage: Eukaryota; Metazoa; Chordata; Actinopteri; Cyprinodontiformes; Fundulidae
Product: kinesin-like protein KIF2A
Exons: 21
Coding region: 118-2313 (731 amino acids)
Biological process (GO): microtubule-based movement
Molecular function (GO): microtubule binding; ATP binding; microtubule motor activity
Source: RefSeq, a predicted model, not a curated record
GCAUGCGCACCAGCUGCUCUCCUCUCCUCCGCUGCCUCUCCUUUGACUGGCCGCCAGUGACCUCAGUCUCCGCUGCGGCGCACGGGCUGGACAGGGCGACGAGGCGAAGACAACGCGAUGGCCGGGGUUUUCGGCAAGAUAUUCGUGGGCAUUUACGUGGAGAUAAAGCGAAGCGACGGGCGAAUACACCAGGCGAUGGUCACAUCCCUGCAUGAGGACAACGAGAGCGUGACCGUGGAGUGGAUCGAGAACGGGGACACCAAAGGGAAGGAGAUCGACCUGGAGAGCAUCUUUGCUUUGAACCCAGACGUUGCUCCUGAUGAAGAAAUACCACAGAGUCCCGAGGCUCCUCUUCCUCCAUCCAGCACUACUAAAACCAGCAAAGUCCCCAAGACCCGGCGGAUCACAGCGAUACCAAAGCCCGAAAAUGCUCCACGCGAGAACAGAGCUGCAGCAGUGGGAACCACCCGGGCUCGUCCCAGCCAGCACAGCCAAGCUGCAGAACCACCUCCACCCUCCAUCACGCCGCAGCCUGCAGUAAAAGAGACGCUGCAGCAGCAAAACGCGCGGAAGAAAUCCAACUGUGUGAAGGAAGUGGAGAAACUGCAGGAGCAACGAGAGAAGAGACGUCUCCAGCAGCAAGAGCUCAGAGAGAAGAGGGCUCAGGAGGUUGAUGUUAAUCUGCCCAACUAUGAGAUCAUGUGCAUGAUCAGAGACUUCAGAGCCAGCCUGGACUAUAGACCUUUAACAUCCAACGACGCUAUUGAGGAGCACAGAAUCUGCGUGUGUGUUCGUGCACGUCCUCUUAAUAAAAAAGAGUUAUCAGUGAAGGACCUGGAUGUGAUCACCAUCCCCAGUAAGGACGUGGUAAUGGUCCACGAGCCCAAGCAGAAAGUCGACCUGACCCGCUACCUGGAGAAUCAGACGUUCCGAUUCGAUUAUGCUUUUGACCGGAACUCAACCAAUGAAAUGGUUUACAGGUUCACGGCUCAGCCGCUGGUAGAGACCAUUUUUGAGAGGGGCAUGGCGACCUGCUUUGCCUACGGACAAACAGGAAGUGGAAAAACCCACACAAUGGGAGGGGACUUUUCAGGAAAGAACCAGGACUGCUCGAAGGGAAUCUACGCACUGUCAGCUAGAGAUGUUUUUCUCAUGUUGAAGAAACCCGUUUAUAAGAAGCUGGAUCUGCAAGUUUUUGCCACUUUUUUUGAGAUUUACAGUGGAAAGGUGUUUGACCUGCUAAACCGUAAAGCCAAGUUACGCGUCCUGGAGGACGGGAAGCAGCAGGUGCAGGUGGUAGGGCUGCAGGAGAGGGAGGUGAAAUGCACCGAGGACGUCCUCAAACUCAUCGAGAUGGGAAACAGCUGCAGGACCUCUGGUCAGACCUCGGCCAACGCUCACUCCUCCCGGAGCCACGCCGUCUUCCAGAUCAUCCUGCGGCGGCGGGGGAAGAUGCACGGAAAGUUCUCCCUCAUCGACCUGGCAGGGAAUGAGAGAGGGGCGGACACAUCCAGCGCUGACCGACAGACUCGACUGGAAGGAGCCGAGAUCAACAAGAGUCUGCUGGCACUGAAGGAGUGCAUCCGAGCCCUCGGCAGAAACAAACCCCACACGCCGUUCAGAGCCAGCAAGUUGACCCAAGUCCUGAGAGACUCCUUCAUUGGAGAGAAUUCGAGAACGUGCAUGAUAGCGACCAUUUCUCCUGGGAUGGCCUCCUGCGAAAACACAUUAAAUACUCUGAGAUACGCCAACAGAGUGAAGGAGUUUGGAAUAAGUCCGUCAGACAUCCCCUUCUCCCAGAGCGGCGGCGGAGGAGGCCGCUCUGAGCUCUCGCCUACAUACGAGAUGAAGCAUCUCACCAUGGACCCUGCAGCAGCAUUCGAGUGCCAUCAGGAAGGAAACAUCACCCAGCUGGAGGUCCUGGAGGCUCAGUGGGGAGUAGGGAGCUCUCCACAAAGAGACGACCUAAAGCUGCUCUGUGAACAGAAUGAGGAAGAGGUUUCUCCACAGCUGUUCACCUUCCACGAAGUCGUCUCCCAGUUGGUGGAGAUGGAGGAGCAGGUGCUGGAGGAUCACAGGGCCGUGUUCCAGGAGUCAAUCCGCUGGCUGGAAGACGAGAAGGUGCUUUUAGAAAUGACGGAGGAGGUGGACUACGACGUGGAAUCAUAUGCAACUCAGCUGGAGCAAAUCCUGGAUCAGAAGAUAGACAUUCUGACUGAGCUGAGGGAUAAAGUCAAGUCUUUCCGCUGUGCUCUCCAAGAAGAGGAACAAGCUAGCAAACAAAUAACCCCCAAGAGGCCUCGGGCACUUUAAAGGUACGGCGUGUGGUCCUCCCCGGUCCUCAGACAGGUGGAGGCCUGCCGCCACGAGAUCACUGUACACUACCGAUAAACUCAAAAAAGAUCCGACGCCUCCGCCGUUCAUGCAUUUAAUUCCCCUCCGUUCAUCCGUCCCGUUAAACCAAAGGGCCGACGCGCUCUCUCAUCCUCACUGUUCAGUGUUUCUACAAGGUUUGUACGGAAGGCCGUUUUGGAAUUAAUUGGCACGCUUUCCAGCGUCACCUGGCAGCUAACAAACUGCGUCGGGGAGGAACCUGCCGUUUAUUUAAUAGUCCUUUAAUCCUGGAAAUGUCAAUAGUCAACACCUGGUUUUCAAAAAGGUAAAACGCCACAAGGCAGUUACUUUACACAUGGUGGUGCUUAGCAGACGCCAGGUGGCAUUUAAACUAACUCGACCCUCUGACGGUACCCGGUUUGGUGUUUGUGAAGCACGGCCGCCUGUAGCUAACCUUGCCUGCAAGCUGAGUCCUCGCAGUAUUUGUCAGUCCAAGAUUGAUAAUGUGUAGAACUACAGUGCUACACUUGAUCAAUCCAGCUGGCCAAGUUAGCCUGGAGCCAGGAGGGGCCUAUGGAAUCUUAGCUGUCGUUUAAUAACAGUGUUGUGGCCCUAAAUAAACCACUGGUUGCACUUUUGAUUACAUUUUCUAGUCGCCCGCUGACGCUGGAAAGCAGACUAAUUAAUUCCUUUUUGGCCCUCCUUUGGUCUGUGUGUUUAAGUCACAAGUGCUACGUUCAACAACUAAAUGUGAAUAUGUUUUUCUUUUGAGAGAAUUUUUUAUAUGGUCAUUCAUAGCUUAUCUUUACUACUGUUAUUGUCAAGCAGUUGUUUUUGGUCAAUUUUAUAAACUGCUUUUGCCAUUUUGUGCAAUAUUUGGAGGAUCUUUUUUUUUUCUUCUCCUGCUCUUCCCCUCAUUUCAGCCUGGGGCAAACAGGGCACUUUGAUUUGGUGUGGAACAUGAGCCACUGUGCGUUUGUGAUGACACAGUGUGUAAAAAAAAAAGGUUUGACUGAAACUGAACUGUCCUUGGUUAACUGAGCUAAAGGCUGCUCUGUAGUCAAUAAGACCGCACCCAGGGGACAUUUCUGAAAACAAAUUUUUCAUUUGCCAAAAUAAAACAGAGAAUACUUCUU